Messenger RNA from Mytilus trossulus (common blue mussel), 1342 nucleotides. RefSeq names its product phospholipase A2 group XV-like. Gene Ontology annotation, biological process: lipid metabolic process. Lineage: Eukaryota; Metazoa; Mollusca; Bivalvia; Mytilida; Mytilidae. The coding region runs from base 69 to 1262 and encodes 397 amino acids. The transcript is spliced from 6 exons. The record is from RefSeq and is a predicted model, not a curated record.
ACCGGAAGUAGAGUUCUGUAUUUAUAUACAUCUUACUUAACGACUUGAAUUUACGAUUUUUAUCAAACAUGUUUCGUUUGAUAUUUACGUUUUUGUUCUUAUUUUUUUAUUGUGAAUGUAAAAUCCUGAAUCCUGUGAUAUUAGUACCUGGAGAUGGUGGAAGUGAAUUUGUAGCAAAACUAAACAAGACAACUGCUCCUCAUUCUUGGUGUGUUCUCCAUACAGAUUACUACUUUAGUUUAUGGCUAAAUCUUGAAGAGUUAGCUCCCUUUGUAAUAGAUUGCUUCACUGAUAACAUGAGAGUAAUAUAUGAUAGAGAGAAACAUAUUACCCAUAAUCCACCAGGUGUAGAAACAAAGAUACCAGGAUGGGGAGAUACAAGGACGGUAGAGUGGCUUGAUCCUUCCCAUAUAAGUCCUACAUCUUACUUUUCGCCAAUAGUUAAUGCCAUGGUAAAGUGGGGAUAUGAGAGAAACGUAUCAGUGAGAGGUGCUCCAUAUGACUUCAGGAAGGCCCCUAAUGAAUAUGCUGAUUUUUACCAGAAUUUGGUAACAUUAGUUGAGGAAACAUAUGCUCUAAACAACAAUACAAAAGUAAUCCUGCUAGGCCACAGCAUGGGGAACCCUACUACACUGUACUUCCUUAACCACCAGCCACAGUCCUGGAAAGAUAAAUUUAUUCAGUCAUUUAUAUCAUUAGCUGGUGUAUGGGGAGGAUCUGUUAAACCACUAAGACUCUUUGCUUCAGGUGAUAAUCUUGGUGUAGCGUUUGUAAAAGCUUUAAAUGCCAGAGUCCAACAGCGAUCUAUGCCUAGCUCUGCUUGGCUGAUGCCGUCAGAUAUGUUUUGGGGUAAGGAUGAAGUCCUAAUUGAACGCCCUGGGAGGAAUUAUACAGUCAAUGAUUACAAACAAUUCUUUAUGGAUAUUAAUUUCAUGGAUGGGUGGUAUAUGAGACAAGACACUGUCAAUCUUAUCAGAUCGCUGACGCCCCCUGGUGUGGAGGUUCACUGUGUCCAUGGAUACGGCAUUCCAACUCCAGGUACUCUUGUGUAUACAGGCAAUAUGUGGCCUGAUUCACAACCAAAUGUCAGAACAGACGAUGGCGAUGGUACAGUUAAUAUUCGUAGUCUGAAGGGAUGUUUACACUGGCAAGGGAAACAACCCCAGAAAAUUUAUCACGUUCCUGUCAAAGGAGCCGAGCAUAUGGAGAUUCUUGAGAAUAAGGAUGUUUUAGCUUAUUUAAAGAAAACCUUGACAAGUUGAUGUUUGAAUGGUUAGGGUUGAUUUGUGUCAGUUGCUGAAUAAUCAUUAAUUUGUGGAUGCAAUAUUUUUUUUUUGGGGGG